AGAAAGAGAAACAGUAGUGAGAGAAACAAAAUUUGCUUUUCCUGUAGUUUUUCACUGCCUUUGAUGAGAAUUAAUCUUCACCUGCUACAGCCUUCCCAUAAAAAAACUUCUUGUUUUUAGACAUUUUUCUUUCUGCUUUUUAUAUUACAUACCACAUUGAAAAAUUUGUGGGUUUUCUUUUUUUUUUUUUUUUUUUUCCUCUGCUCAUCCAUCUUUCUCUCUUUCUCUCUUUUAGCUGGUGGGGUGCAUAAUUUGUUUUUGACUUUAAAAGAUCGACACUUGAUUUUUGCUUUCAAGAUUGCUGUUGUUCAAAAGGUGCCUUUUCCUUUCUUUCUUGUAAUUUCUUUUUGUUGCAAUUAUUUAUACCAUUAUUUUCACCUACUUGCCAUUGUUACACUUUCAUUUUCCGUUUCUCUGUUGUCUUUCUCUUUUCCUAUUAAUAUACAUCUGGGUAGUUCACUCUUUUGGCUUUGGGUCCUUGCAUUUUGAGCCUUUUCCCUCUGGUUUCUUGUCACCUCAAGAUAGAGAGAGAGAUUUUUUUAGAGUGAGAAGGAAGAUUCAUGGCUGGAGGUGGAGGAGGAGGUGGUGGAGGAAAGGCAGAGGAGCCACAGCCACAUCCGCCAAAGGAGCAGCUUCCAAACAUUUCUUAUUGCAUUACCAGUCCUCCCCCGUGGCCUGAGGCUAUCCUGCUUGGUUUCCAACACUACCUUGUGAUGCUUGGCACAACUGUUCUUAUUCCCACUGCCCUUGUUCCCCAAAUGGGAGGUGGAAAUAGGGAGAAAGCGGAGGUGAUCCAGACAUUACUCUUUGUUGCUGGUUUGAACACAUUGCUUCAAAGUUUGUUUGGUACUCGGUUGCCUGCUGUCAUUGGAGGCUCUUAUACCUUUGUCCCAACGGCUAUUUCAAUUAUCCUUGCUGGUCGAUUUAGUGAUAAUCUUGACCCUAUUGAGCGAUUUAAGAAGAUAAUGCGUGCAAUACAAGGUUCCCUCAUUGUCGCAUCAACUCUUCAAAUUGUUCUUGGCUUCAGUGGCCUAUGGCGUAAUGUUGCCAGGUUCUUAAGUCCACUUUCAGCUGUUCCUUUGGUAGCUCUUGUUGGUUUUGGGCUGUAUGAGCUUGGUUUUCCUGGGGUUGCCAAAUGCGUGGAGAUUGGGUUGCCAGAGCUGAUCAUAUUAGUAUUUGUUUCACAGUAUAUGCCCCAUGUGAUAAAGUCUGGAAGACAUGUUUUUGAGCGUUUUGCUGUAAUAUUCUCGGUGGUAAUUGUAUGGAUUUAUGCUCACCUACUUACUGUGGGUGGGGCCUACAAUGAUGCAGCACCAAAGACACAAAAUACUUGUCGUACUGAUCGUGCAGGACUUAUAGAUGCUGCUCCAUGGAUAAGGGUUCCUUACCCAUUUCAAUGGGGAGCACCUUCAUUUGAUGCUGGUGAAGCCUUUGCCAUGAUGAUGGCUUCCUUUGUUGCUCUUGUAGAGUCCACUGGUGCAUUUAUUGCGGUUUCAAGGUAUGCAAGUGCGACCCCAAUCCCACCUUCUGUUCUUAGCCGUGGCAUUGGCUGGCAGGGAGUUGCCAUUUUGCUUUCUGGGUUGUUUGGAACUGUGAAUGGAUCCUCUGUUUCUGUAGAGAAUGCUGGCCUUUUGGCCUUGACACGAGUUGGUAGCCGAAGGGUUGUCCAAAUAUCUGCUGGAUUCAUGAUUUUCUUCUCCAUCCUUGGUAAAUUUGGAGCUGUCUUUGCUUCUAUACCAGCGCCCAUUAUUGCUGCUUUGUAUUGUCUUUUCUUUGCUUAUGUGGGUGUUGGAGGUCUUAGCUUUCUUCAGUUUUGCAACCUCAAUAGCUUCCGCACAAAGUUCAUUUUAGGCUUUUCUAUUUUCUUGGGCUUGUCAGUGCCACAAUACUUCAACGAAUAUACUGCAAUUAAUGGCUAUGGUCCUGUCCACACUGGAGGAAGAUGGUUCAACGAUAUUGUAAAUGUUCCUUUCUCAUCGGAAGCAUUUGUUGCGGGGUGUGUGGCAUAUUUCCUGGACAACACACUGUAUCCAAAAGAUGGUGCAAUCAGGAAAGACAGGGGUAAGCAUUGGUGGGACAAGUUCAGGUCAUUCAAGGGUGAUACAAGGAGUGAAGAAUUUUAUUCCCUGCCUUUCAAUCUAAACAAAUAUUUCCCAUCUGUGUGAUUUAAUCAGCAUCAGAAAUUAUGAAUUCUAUCUUAUCCGAAAUGUGUUCUCAAUAGCUCUGCGGGAUCACGUUGCAAUGUAAUAUUGUCAUUUCUUCUUUGUGAAUCUUAUCACGCUAUAUAGAUAGCAGUAUAAGAUAGUCUUUUUCCUUUAUAGGACCACCUUAACGAUUAUUGAAUUUGUUUUUGUUGUAAAUCCAACAAGGACAUGGACUUGAAGCAGCAUUGAAGUUUUACUGCCUUGCACUA
Messenger RNA from Hevea brasiliensis (rubber tree), 2413 nucleotides. Its product is annotated as nucleobase-ascorbate transporter 6. The record is from RefSeq and is a predicted model, not a curated record. Gene Ontology annotation, molecular function: transmembrane transporter activity. The transcript has 15 exons. NCBI's taxonomy places the organism in Eukaryota, Viridiplantae, Streptophyta, Magnoliopsida, Malpighiales, Euphorbiaceae. Gene Ontology annotation, cellular component: plasmodesma; membrane. The coding region runs from base 561 to 2165 and encodes 534 amino acids. Gene Ontology annotation, biological process: transmembrane transport.